This is a messenger RNA of Lathyrus sativus (Indian pea), 3018 nucleotides long. Lineage: Eukaryota; Viridiplantae; Streptophyta; Magnoliopsida; Fabales; Fabaceae. The record is from the annotation of a GenBank genome assembly.
AUGAACACUUCCUCUCAGUGUCUCUUCUUUUCACUCAUUGCCAUUUCGCUCAUAUCUCUAUCAGCUUUUGCUGCUACUACUAUCCACCCCGACGAAAAGAAAGCUCUUCAAGAUAUAGCUAACUCACUUGGUAAGAAGGGUUGGAAUUUUGACACAGAUCCAUGCAGCAACAAACUUAACUGGGUUACAAAUUUAGAGAACAGUGUCACCUGUAGCUGCUCUGUAGCUGGUGACGACUUCUGCCAUGUUGUUACAAUAGUUUUGAACAAGCAAAAUCUUCCCGGCACUCUCCCACGAGAACUGAACAGGUUGCAUUACCUUCAAAUCAUUGACCUCUCUCGCAAUUACUUGAACGGUACAAUUCCUAAAGAAUGGGGCUCCAUGAUGAAUCUUCUGAACAUUACUCUCUCCGGAAAUCGAUUAACCGGUUCAAUACCAAAGGAGAUUGCUAAUAUAUCUACUCUGAUACAAUUGGACUUGACAGGCAAUCAAAUGUCUGGAAAUAUUCCUCCUGAGCUUGGGAGUCUAACCCAUAUUCGAACACUGCAACUUUCGUCUAACAAUUUUACUAGAGAACUACCCGUAACAUUGGCCAGGCUCUCUGCACUGCAAGAUUUCCGAAUUUCGGACAACCAGUUGUCCGGAAAGAUACCUGAUUUUAUUCAAAAUUGGACAAAUAUCAAUACACUAAUCGUUCAAGGGAGUGGAUUAAGUGGGCCGAUUCCUUUUGAAAUAUCACUUUUGAGAAACAUAAUUGAAUUGAGAGUUAGUGAUUUGAAUGGAUCCGAUUAUGCACCUUUGCCACAACUUAGCAAUAUGAAAUCGUUAAGCAGACUGGUUAUGAGGAAUUGCAACAUCAAUGGAACACUACCCAACAAUAUUGGGAAUCUGACAGCAUUGAAACACUUAGAUCUCAGCUUUAACAAAUUAAGUGGAGCAAUUCCGAUUAACUAUGCUACCAUGAGCAGUGUGAAUUUCAUAUUUUUAACUGGAAAUCUUCUCACUGGAUCAGUGCCUCCUGCUUGGGGAAUGAAUGCGGAUGUAGAUCUUUCAUACAAUAACUUCACCAUCAAUCAAGAGAGUCAGAUAUGUCAAAAAAAGGAUAAAGUGAACUUAUUUUCUCCUUCAUGGGCACGCAAUGACGUAGGAACAAAUUCGUGUCUGCAAUUUGAAUGUUCCAAACACUUUGACUCCCUUUAUAUAAAUUGUGGUGGAAAUCAUGAACAAGUCAAUGGAACAAGUUAUGAAGGUGAUCAUGAUUCAUCUGGACCAGCCAGAUUUGAUGUCACUGACAAUCCAACAGUAAAAUGGGCAUUUAGCAGCACUGGUAAAUUCAUCGAUAGUGAGAUACUUGGAAAAACUUUCACCCCCGAAAAUAUCUCUAGACUUACUAUGGUGGAUGCUGAGUUGUACACGAAAGCACGCAUUUCUCCUAUUUCAUUGACUUAUUAUGGGUUUUGCCUCACAAAUGGAAGCUACACAGUAAAUCUGCAUUUUGCUGAAAUAAUGUUCACAGACGAUGAAACUUUUAGUAGUCUUGGAAGACGUGUAUUUGAUAUCUAUCUUCAGGGAAAGCGGGUGCAAAAAGACUUCAAUAUUGCAGAAGAAGCUGGGGGAGCUGGUAAGAAAGUCAUAAAACAGUUCAAAAAUGUUGCUGUUUCUAGUAAUACUUUGGAGAUUCGUUUGUAUUGGGCUGGAAAAGGGACACAGUAUCUCCCAAAUAAAUCAGUAUAUGGUCCUCUUAUAUCAGCUAUAUCAGUGGAAUCUGACUCUCCACGUAGAAGGAUACCUGCUGGAGCUGUGAUUGGAAUUGUGGUUGCAGCAACAAUUAUUAUCAUUCUAGUAUUCGGUAUACUCUGGUGGAAAGGAUGUUUUGGAAAGAAAAACUCUUUAGCAAAAGAGCUGAAGAGUUUAGAGCUUCAAACUGAUCUAUUUACCUUUAGACAAAUCAAAUCCGCAACAAAUAACUUUGAUGUUUCCAAUAAGAUUGGAGAAGGAGGAUUUGGUCCUGUGUACAAGGGAUGUUUACCCAAUGGGACAUUGAUAGCAGUCAAACAACUUUCUUCUAAAUCAAAGCAAGGGAACCGUGAGUUUUUAAAUGAGAUAGGCAUGAUUUCUGCUUUGCAACACCCUUAUCUUGUUAAACUCUAUGGCUGUUGUGUGGAGGGAGAUCAGCUGUUGCUGAUAUAUGAAUACUUGGAAAACAAUAGUCUUGCUCGUGCUUUAUUUGGUCCAGAGGAACACCAAAUAAAAUUAGAUUGGUCAACAAGGAAGAAGAUCUGUGUUGGUAUUGCUAGAGGUUUGGCAUACCUCCAUGAAGAAUCAAGAUUGAAGGUUGUUCACAGGGACAUCAAAGCCACUAAUGUGUUGCUUGAUAAAGAUCUCAAACCAAAGAUAUCUGAUUUUGGUUUAGCCAAGCUUGAUGAGGAGGACAAUACUCAUAUUAGCACUAGAAUUGCGGGGACCUAUGGAUACAUGGCUCCUGAAUAUGCAAUGCAUGGUUAUUUGACGGACAAAGCAGAUGUUUAUAGUUUUGGAGUUGUUGCCUUGGAAAUUGUUAGUGGAAGGAGCAACACCCUUUAUCGGUCAAAGGAUGAAGCAUUCUAUCUUCUUGAUUGGGCACAUUUGAUGAAAGAGAAAGGUGACUUAAUGGAGCUAGUUGAUAGAAGAUUAGGAUCAGAUUUCAACAAAAAGGAAGCUAUGGCGGUGAUCAAUGUGGCUCUCCUAUGCACCAAUGUCACUUCAAACCUUAGGCCCUCCAUGUCGUUGGUGGUAAGUAUGCUCAAAGGUAGGACUGUGGUUCCAGAAUUCGUUGCAGAUUCAAGUGAAGUAAUGGAUGAAAAGAAGUUUGAAGUAAUGAGGAAGUAUUACUAUCAGAUUGAAGGAAAUGAGAUAAGUAAGUCAGAAACACAAAGUCAGAGUUUAUCAAUUGAUCGGCCAUGGACGGCUGCAUCUUCCUCAGCUGUAGACCUUUAUCCAGUGCACCUUGAUUCUUCCUAUUGGGAGGAAAGAAAUUAA